AGCCUGAGGAAGAUGUGUGACCAUCAGCAGCUGCAGCCCUGCCCCCCCGUACCCGUCUGCUGUGUGAAAGGCUUGGGGUUGGGACCCUCUGCGGACCAAGGGAAAAUCUUCCCGGGAUCGGCUCCGGGAUCGGCUCAGGCCCAGGCGGGCUUCACCUUAUGCCAGUCCUCAUCUCAGGUGUCCUCCACCCAGAGCCAACGAGUGUCCCUCACCCCUGGCCAAGAUUCUUCCGUGGGGUACCAGUGUCCACCCCAGGCGGGCUACGUGAUGUGCCAAUCCUCGAGUCAGGUGUCCUCGACCCAGGGCCAAGACUCCUCCGCUGGGUGCCAGCCUCCGUGCCCAGCCCGGACAGGCUACGAGACGUGCCAGUCCUCGAGCUCAGCCGCAACCUUUGACAUCCAGGACUCAGGCCUGAUCCAAGCCUUCCAGGGACCGGGUCCGGCUCUGGCAUCCUACGUCCACUGUUCCCCCGUGUACUACAAGGAAACUUAUUACGUGCCAUGCGCAGCGCCUUGCCCGGUCCAUACCUACUACGUGGAGUGCCCGGUUCAGACGUCCUACGUGCAGUGCCCUGCUCUGUGCCAGUCCCAGACCUCCUACGUGCGGUGCCCAGCCCCGUGCCAACCGCAGGCAUCUGCAAGGAGCCACGCAGCCCUGUGCCAACCUCAGGCACCCGCAGGGAGCCACCCAGCUCUGAACCAACCUCAGGCACCCGCCAGGAGCCGCCCAGCGCUGGACCAACCUCAAGUGCCUCCCCGGAGGUGCCCGGGGCUCCGCCCUGCUCAGUCCUGCCAAUGGUGCCCGCCCCGCCUGCCUAGGAGCGCCUCCACUGUCCUUCCCGCUCCGGCUCCCGGGGCUUCCUUGGGCCUCUGCGGGCCUCCCCGCUGUGCCCUGCAGGGUCCCUGGAGGAGAUGCGGGCCCAAAUACCGCGCAGAGAUCUGUUCGCCCAACUACCCGCAGCAAGUUCCCCCCAGGAGACCCCCCGUGCGCAUUCCUCCCAUCCGGCGCUCCGUCUCCUGCUCCGACCAGCAAUUCCCGGUCCUGGAUCCCGGAUUCUCACGUUGCCGCGUUCCUUCCCCGCCACCCCGGGGCUCCCGCCCCUCCUGGUGGGACCUGGGAGCCGGGGACACCUCGGAUCUUUCCCCGAAGGCCAGAGGCUCCGGAUUCGGCCGGGAGUCUGGAGGGUCCGGAUGUGCCCGUGAAGAGUUCCAAGGAUCCGGGAAUUCCGGAUGCGGCCAGAGGGGAGAGUGUCGGGGAUCUGGGAAUUCUGGAGGUGGCAACGGAGGAGAAUGCCAGGGAUCUGGAAAUUCUGGAUGCGGCCGGAGGGGAGAGGUUCAGGAAGCGGAGAAUUCUGGAGGUAGCAGCGGAGGAGAAUGCCAGGGAUCUGGGAAUUCUGGAGGUGGCAGCGGAGGAGAAUACCAGGGAUCUGAGAAUUCCGGUUGCGGCUGUGAAGAAGCUCCCCGGGGAUUGGGAAAUUCUGGCGGCAGCAGCUGCCGUGGAGAAGAUCGCUUAAUUCCGGGCAACUCCGAGUGUUUGCCGGAAGACUGCAAAAAGCCUGCAAAUAACAACUGCGAAAAGCAAAGGCCGUAG
This is a messenger RNA of Ornithorhynchus anatinus (platypus), 1590 nucleotides long. RefSeq names its product keratinocyte proline rich protein (gene KPRP). Lineage: Eukaryota; Metazoa; Chordata; Mammalia; Monotremata; Ornithorhynchidae. The transcript has a single exon. The record is from RefSeq and is a predicted model, not a curated record. The coding region runs from base 13 to 1590 and encodes 525 amino acids.